CCACUCCAACACACUCCACAUCACAGCACACACAAAAUAAUAGUCGAGUUCGAGACGUGAUAUUUUUUGUUUUUUGAAUCGAGAAAACAAAUUCACAAGAAUUCUUUUCCGACAAAUAAAAUAUAUACAAGAAAUUCAAAUCACAACGCUUAAAAUAUGCCACGCAACGUUGCGGCAGUGAUCUAGUGUUUCAGUAGCGAGAUUGUUUAAGAAUUACAAUAAGCGCAAAGCGAACGCGAAAAAACGCGUAUAAAUUAUUGGUGUUGAUUUGUGUGAAAAAUUGUCGAAGAAAUUAUUGUUGUGCUUUAAAAUGUAUUGAAUUGUGCGUGCAACCAAUUGGAGUUUGUGAUUUUCAGAAAAUAUAAAUACAGAAAUUAUUAUUAAAAUAACGCACAACGUCUUGUGUGCAAUUGCAGAAGGCGCGCGUGGCUGCCACACAUUCGUGUGGAAAAUAUAAAAUAACAAAUUCGAAAAGUAGAAAAGAAUCAAAAUAUAUACUCGUAUAUAUAUAUAUAUAUAUAUAUACUGUAAUGUAUCCGUGUACAACGUUGUUGUUAUUAUUGUUGUGCCGCAGUGCAAAUUCGCCAACAGCAGAAUGCCAACAACAGUGUUUUGUGUAAAAGACGCGCGGCGCGCGCUUCUCGUCUCUUCCAAUUCGCGUGUCCAUGUGUUGGUGCAGUGAUUGCAAUUUCCACGUAGCAGCAACGCAUUUAACAACAAUAAAAACAAAUUUAAAAAAUUCAUAAAAUUUCCAACGCUCAAAGUGGCGGCCGAUAUUGAAAAAACAAAACACACACGGAAAGUGUUACACAAGUGUACGAAAAGUGACCAAAAGUGAAAGAAAUCAACAGCAAAUACAAUAACAACAACAACAACAACAGCUGAUUGCAGUUGAAGCGCGAGAUCAAAUGAAAUUGUCAAAUUAACCGGAAACGAAAAGAAAUUAAAUCAGUGAAUUUAUGUGCCAAUACUCACUCACACUAAUACAUAGUAUAUACACACUAAUACAUAGUAUAUAGACGAGAAAAGCAAUUUAUUUAGUUUAAAAUAGAGAAAUAAAAAUAAAACCCACAUAUACAUACAAACAUAGCAAGCCAUGCAGUGAAAUGAAUUGAUGUGGUUGGUGCUUUGAAAAAAUUAUGAUUUCCUUAUGUUUUUUGUUUAUGAGUCAAUAUAAUCCAGAAACUGUCACAUAAACAGACAGCCGCGACCAGGUGAGCAACCAGACAAACCACCAAACACCACCAAACUGUACAGCAAUCUAUAAGUGAACUGAAAUGCUGAAAUAGCCAGCGCCACCUGAGUGCCAAAUAGACGCGAAGAAAUGUAAUUAUUGGUGGCUGUGCAACCAGCUGCUGACAAAAAGCAAUAAAAACAACAACAAUACAAAUAAUAGCAACAUCAGCAACAGCAAUUGCAGCCACAAAAUCUACAACAAGCAACAAAAUCGUUGUCAACCAUUUUAAUGUCUACAAAAACAACUUUAACAAGCUAACAACAAUCAAAGGCGUAUUAUGUCUACAACUCAACAACAACCAUUGCCGCCGCAAACCAUACAGACCAUCUGAAUGCCCCAACUGUUAUUUGAUGCUGACUUUUAUGUAGAAGUCCGAAGGGAGAGAAAUAAUUAUUGAAAAAUAUUGCAAAGUUUCAAAUGCGCAAUACAAAUACAACAAGUGCCAUACACAAACAAAGAAACGCAGCUAAAACGUAACAAUUCGUAAUGUAACGUAACGCAACGAAUUCCGUCCAAUCCUACUGAGAUUCUUAGUGCCUUUUUACAAACAAAACAAAACAACAAAAAAGUUUUAAACAAAAAUCGACAUAUGAUAUAUUUCUAAGAAAACCUUAUACUUAAUAACAUUAACUUAGUUAAGAACAGAGCUUCCAAGAGUUUAACGCAAACAUUAGCAGUAAGAUUAAUGAACUAAGAUUAUAAGAACUUACGUUUUAAACAUACUCUAUAGUAACGGACACGCCUAAGCUUUCAUAAAAAUCACAACAGGAAAGCGUAUGCAUAUUGAAGGCCAUAACAAAUAUCAAAUAAACAGAAAGCUUUCCAGCAACUAUUGAAAGCUCUUUGAAUGCACUUUUGAAAAGCGCUCGAAAGUUCUAAAUACCGACAAAGCUUUAAUAACGCACGAAAGCUGCUAACAACAUAUGAAACAUCUAAUAAAGUAAAAAGCACUAAUAACGCACGAAAGCUUUUCUGAAAAGUGCAACCCUAUAAGCUGCAUACAUACAACAUAAAUACACAGCUACAAUUUAAGCUUUAGUUUUUAUAUAUAAAUACUUACGGCGUGACUUGUGCGCCGAGCUGGAGCUUAAGCAUAAGCAGCAUAAGAUGUCCGCAUCGCCUGCCACUACUAGUGUCAUCACUUCAAACGAACUUGCCAUACAACAACAUCAACAUCAGCAGCAUCAGCACCACCACCAACAACAACUGCACAGCUCCCCCACACGUGUCUCACUACCACCCGGUGUUACUGUGACCAACGUUGUGACGACAACGUCUGCUGCAGCUGCCGCCAACGCCAACGGUUUAACACUAAUGCAUCGCUCCCCCGAUAGUCCACAGCCCGAGUUGGCCACCAUGACAAAUGUCAAUGUGCUCGAUCUACACACCGACUCGUCGAAACUCUACGACAAGGACGCAGUCUUCAUAUACGAAAGUCCCAAGGUGGUCUUGCCGACGGUGGGCUCCGGUGCCACCGUCACCAGUGAUGAGCAUGUGAUUGAUGCACGCAUGGUCGCCCAAUUGAAUGAACAACAAGCAGCUGUGGCAGCGGCUGCUGCUGCUGCGGCCGCAGCUACCGAUAAUCAGCCGUUGGCUAAGAUCGAAUUCGAUGAAAAUCAGAUAAUACGCGUUGUCGGUCCGAAUGGCGAGCAACAACAAAUCAUUUCACGUGAAAUCGUCAACGGCGAACAUCACAUACUGUCACGUAAUGAAGCCGGUGAACACAUACUCACACGCAUCGUCAGCGAUCCGACCAAGUUGAUGCCCAGCGAUAACGCUGUCGCCGCUGCGAUGUUCAAUCAAGCCCAGAAAAUGGCCAAUGAUCAUGGCGUGUAUCAGACAUCGCCCUUGGAUGCAUCAAUGCUGCAGCAUUACGAGCCGGAGAAUGUUGUCAAAGCAGAGGUGGACAUAUAUGAUGAUCCGAAGAAACCGCCGGGAAGCGGUGGUGGCCAACAAAUACUCUACACCACAACUGGUCCGGAUGCUGGGAAGCAACUGUCGCAUUUGCCUGUUGCAACAAAGCUGGAGUCGGAAAUGUAUCCAACCGACAAGCAUAUCGAUCUGAUCUACAAUGAUGGCAAUAAAACGGUUAUAUACACGACCACAACCGAUCAAAAGGGUUUGGAAAUCUAUUCGGGCAGUGAUUUGAGUGGCCUAGUUGCCGAUGGGCAGGUCGUGGUGCAAGGUGGUUUGCAGUAUGCCGGCGCAGGAACAGCCGGUGGACAACCGGUCUAUAUAGUAUCCGAUGGUAGCUUGCCGCCGGGCGUCGAGGGACAUUUGCAAAGCACACCAACGGCCGGCAACAACAAAUUGAAUGGUCAAACCACACCUCUGGACGUAUCCGGCCUAUCGCAAAAUGAAUUCCAAGGCCUGCUACUCGGUUCACACCCAUCGGCGGCCGGUGGCAAUGGCAACGCAUCCACAACACCAACAACCAUCUCACAGCAUUCGGCCAUUGUGGCAGCAGCCAAUGCCGCAGCAGCGGCAGCUGGUGGCGCCACCACAGCUGUGGUGGUCACCGCCGAGCAGCAACGUCAAGCGCAUCAACAACAACAGGCCCAGCAAACGAUCAGCAUCAAGCGCGAACCGGAAGAUCUACGCAAGGAGCCAAAGAGCGGCGUCAGCAGCACCAUCGUCGAUGCGACGAGCGGCAUCACCAAUGGCGGCGUGAUAAGCGGCACAGCACAUCAUCAGCAGCACGGCGGAACGAAGGUUUUAGUUGUGCAGUCACCGACAUCACCAACACAAACAACCAUACAAAUUAAAGAUCCGCCAAUUAGUCCUGGAAGUCCAACAACUGACACAAUGUACGGUGCCAGUGGCGGCACACAAAUCUACUUGCAGGGCGCUCAUCAGUCCAAUGCACCCGGUUCCGCUGGCGGCGCAAACAAUGUGAACGUCAACGCACAGACGCCCAGCCCAGGCCCCUACAUCACACCCGAUGGCUAUGGCAUGUACACUACGACACGCCUCACCUCGGGUGGACCCACAUCGACCUUCAUUACAGAGCCUUAUUACCGCGAAUUUUACACCACAGCCAACACGGCAGACACACAGACGGGCUAUGGACAGGCACCACGUAAUAUCGUUUAUGGCGGUGCUGAGAGUGAGCCACCACAUCCGGGCACUACGUAUGAGGGACGCUUUACCACGUCCGCCGCACCUGUGACCAGCAUGCCAUCACAUACCACAGCCAAUACACAGGGAGGCAUGAAGAACGGUACACCAGUGUAUGCCAAGACCAUCACAGCUGCUGGCCUCACGGUGGAUUUGCCCAGUCCGGAUUCGGGUAUUGGCGCUGAUGCGAUAACACCAAGGGAUCAAAAUAAUAUACAUCAGUCUUUCGACUACACAGAGCUUUCGGGCACACUAUUGGACAGCAAUGGCGGCAUUCCCGUCUCGGUGAAUAGCAUACAACGUGGCGCCGUCAGUGUUCAUGGACAAAAUAGCCCGACCACAUCGUUGGGCGGUUCCACGCCGAAUGGCGCUACACGUUCGAGGCCAUGGCAUGAUUUUGGACGACAAAAUGAUGCGGAUAAAAUACAAAUACCAAAAAUCUUCUGCAAUGUCGGCUUCCGCUACCAUCUGGAGAGUCCAAUCAGUUCAUCACAGCGACGCGAAGACGAUCGCAUCACAUACAUCAACAAAGGACAAUUCUACGGCAUCACAUUGGAGUAUGUGCCCGAUCCAGAUAAGCCCAUCAAGAACACAACUGUCAAGAGCGUUAUUAUGCUGAUAUUCCGCGAAGAGAAGAGUCCCGAUGAUGAAAUCAAAGCUUGGCAAUUCUGGCAUAGUCGGCAACACUCGGUUAAACAACGCAUUUUAGAUGCAGAUACGAAAAAUUCCGUCGGUCUAGUUGGUUGCAUCGAGGAGGUCUCCCACAAUGCCAUCGCCGUCUAUUGGAAUCCACUGGAGAGCUCAGCCAAGAUCAAUAUCGCCGUCCAGUGUCUGAGUACGGACUUCAGCAGCCAAAAGGGAGUUAAGGGUCUACCUUUACACAUUCAAAUCGACACAUUCGAGGAUCCGCGCGAUGCACAGGUCUUCCAUCGAGGCUACUGCCAAAUUAAGGUCUUCUGCGAUAAGGGUGCUGAGCGCAAAACACGUGAUGAGGAGCGACGCGCUGCUAAGCGUAAAAUGACCGCCACAGGCCGUAAGAAGCUCGAUGAGCUGUAUCAUCCGGUCACCGAUCGUUCGGAAUUCUAUACAAUGCAGGAUUUGCAAAAGCCACCGGUACUAUUCUCACCCGCCGAUGAUAUGGAAAAGAGCUUCUAUGGCCAUGAGACUGAUUCACUGACCGGCGCACCAGAUCUCAAAGGCACAUCACCAUUCUUGCUGCAUGGCCAAAAAGUGGCGGCGCCAACACUCAAAUUCCACAAUCAUUUUCCGCCCGACGUGCAGACCGACAAGAAGGACCACCUGCUGGAUCAAGGUCUAGUACCCAGUGCCAUGGGCGAUUUUGUGCCACCAAUGAAACGCGGACGCAUGACACCGCCCACCAGCGAACGCGUUAUGCUCUUCGUGCGACAGGAGAACGAGGAAAUCUACACGCCGCUGCAUGUGGUGCCGCCCACCACAAUUGGCCUCUUGAAUGCGAUUGAAAGUAAAUACAAAAUCUCAACAGCGAGUAUAAAUAAUAUUUAUCGUACAAAUAAGAAAGGGAUUACUGCGAAAAUUGAUGAUGAUAUGAUUUCGUAUUAUUGCAAUGAAGAUAUCUUUCUGCUGGAAGUGCAACAGAUCGAAGAUGAUUUAUAUGACAUAACAUUAACGGAGUUACCCAAUCAUUGAGUGAAUGAAGAAGUUUAUAGAAUAUAGAUAUAAAGGAUUAUUUGUAGCUACAACAAUUGUGUAUGCGAUGCAAUAGCAAGAGCAAGAGCAGAGAACAAAAAGCAUAUAAGAAAAUGUGGCAGCUAAACAAAAACAAAAACUACGAAUUAGUUAAACUCAGCACACAUUGUUAUUGUAUUUGUUUAAGUAAGCUGAUGUGUUAAGUGUUUUUAUAAAGAUGAUGACAACAACAAAAACAAAAAAAGAGCAGCAACAACAAUGACAGCAAUGCACAAAGCAAUGGACACAAUAUAUAUAUAUAUAUAUAUUAUGGUAGUUAAGCAAUUAAAAACAAGAAACAAAAACAACAAAAAAAAGCAACAACACAAAUCAUACAAGAGCAUAUAUACAACUUGAAUAUGUUUGUUUUUUUUUUCAUGCUAAUAUUAUCAACUAAGUAUAAUGAACAAAUCAACAGAACGUAAAGUAAACAUGUAAGAGUUAAUACAAUUACAAAAACAAAUGAAGUAGUUGAGCGCAAAAAUAUGAAAAAAAUUACAAAUAAAAACUAAUAAAUAAUGUUAAAUGUUAGCUUCCAAGCGAAGCCAAGCAACAAUGCGAAAUUUUGCAAAUUGGCUAAAUUUUAGUAGAAAUUUAGUGGAUUAAAGUGGUAAAUGCUGCGGCAAAUGGCAAAAAAAUUGCAAAAACAAUUUUACUGUUAUUUACUUUAAACAUGAAAUGGUGUGCGUGGAAAUUUAAUUGUGUUUAUAUAUUUUGAUCAAGUAAAUAAGUUUAACUUAAGUACACACACACGCUUUAUUGAGAUUCGAAAAUGUGCUUUUCACACAAAAAAAAAAAAAUAAAUAAAUUAUUAAAGUUUAAGUAAAUGAAAAUUUCGAAAUUUUUUCAAAAUCUUUUUCCAACAGCAAAUGCUAAAAAUCAUUAUUUGUAUAGUCAUUGUUGCGCAACCACUUCGCUUCCAAGUUAAAAUGUUUUGUAAUGUGUUAAGUAAGCAAUAAAUAAGAAAUAGUUCAACUAAGUAAAUACAAUAUGUAGGCAUACAAGCAGCGAAAGCAAAAACAGAAAACUGUACUGUAAGUAUGUAUGUAAUUCACUUGACAAAGUGUAAUUUUCAAAUUGCGCCAUAAAGCUUUCACCAUAUGAAAGCUUGCCGCAAAAGCUUUACAUACUUACUUUGUGCGUGGGUCUGCAUAUGCAAUACAAAAUAACAUUCCAGUGCUUUUUAAUCGCCUUAGUUAAAUGCGAAUGAUAUAUUAAGUAUGAAAUAAUAACAAAAAAUGCGUAAUUAUAAAAUUCUCUAAAACUUUCUUUAGACGUAAUUAAUAUGUGAACUUUUUCGAUUGCGUUCCGUUAAAGAAAUUACACUUUUUGUAUAUUUUUGCUUUCUAUACUCAACUCAACGUAGUACUUAAAUGAUUUUUUUUUUCUAAUUUUGUAUACUUAAAUAAGUUUUAGCUUUACGUAAGUAAGUUACUUUAAACUUUACUCAAUCAAUGUUUUUUAUUAUAUAACUAUUAUUAUUAUUAUUAUUUUUAUUACUAUUAUCAAUUGCUAUAUAAUUUUUGAUAAAUAAAUUUCGAACAAAAUUCGAUCUGUUGAACAAAAAAAUCUUAAAGAAUUUUCUUACAAAACUUUUCAUUAAAGCGUUAUACUUCUCAAGUAAACCUAAAAAAACGUUUCUCUUUUGAGAAAUAUUUAUUGUACUUUAAAAACUUGUAUUAAAUAUUUUGAAAAUCAUUUCAUUGCCAGAAUGCUUCAUUACGUUUUUUACCGUUAGGAAGUUUUACAGUUUGGGUGAAAGCUUCGGUGAAAGUUUGACUAAAUAAAGCUACUAAUCUCAACAUUUUAGUGUAAUUAUGCCAACAUUCUGCAAGAAAAAUUCAAACACAAUUAAUGGAAAAUGAAAAAUUUAAUAACAUUGAAUAAUUUUAAUCUUAAAUUAGACAUCUGUGAUUCUACAAUUUCACAAAAGCUUUCGAAUAUAUGUUUUGACAUUUUCACCACACUGCAAUAAAGAAAAAAAUAAGCUUUAAUUAGCGAAAGUAUAGAAUACUUUGCAAUUUCAAAAAAAAUAAUUAUUAUUAUUCUGAGAAAGCCCAAAAGCUUUAUUUAAAUAAGCUGAAAAAACAUUCCAUUAAAAAUAAAAAACAAAAGCUUUACCCAACCACAAUCAUAUAUACGUAAAAUGUGUAAGCUUUUGCGUCAAGCUUUCACUUAGCCAGCGAAGCUUUGCAAAUCAAAAUCAACUUUCAACAAAACAAAUAAAUAUAAUGAACUCAAUUGCAAUAUAUAAUAUUUAAAAGCUUAAGAAAUCAGAACAUUCGUAUAUUAAACGAGAACUAAAUGAGAAGCUAAACGAUCAAUGUUUAAUGAAAACAAAAAUAAUUUAAGUGAAAUGUGCAUUUUUUGUUAAAAACAUGAAAAAAUUGAACAUAAAAAAACACAAUAGAUAAUGUAAAUACAGAUAAACAUCUAAGCGAAGCACAAAAAGCUCAAUUUUUAAAUGAAAUAUCAAUGGAAUUAAUGAAGUUUUGAAAGCAUGUGAUGCUCAAAAGACAAAAUUCUUGAACACAAAAUUUUAUAAAUCGAAAGAUACCACCAAUUGAAUGAUAGCAAAAGUUUAAAAAUAUUAAAACAACUUUAAAAAUUAUUAGAAGCUUUAAAACAUACAACUUUUUUAUAUAUUUUUUUUAACUUUCCAAUGAAAGCAAUUUAGUAACAAAAAUUUAGAAAAUCAAGCUUUAUAAAAUUGUAAAUAAAUUAUUAUACUUUUCUAUUUUAUAUUUUUUCUUUUCACUAAAUAAAUACGUAAAAAUAUAUAAAAAAAAGUUUUAAGCUUUUUAAAAACUUUUUUAAUUUUUCAAAUUUUCAAAAUUUUCAAAAAUUUUCUUGAAAUUCCUAAAGUAAGCAAAUAUAAAAAUAUUGAAAAAUAUCCGUAGCUCGAAAAUUUGUAUAUUAAUUUGCAUUGAACAUAAAAUAAUUACUUCAUAUUAAUACAACAACAAUUAAUUAAUAACAACAACCACAAUGAAACCAAUCAAUCGAGUUAUUCUUGCCGUACAAUAAAUAGCACAAAUACAAGUAACUGAUUUGUGUCAAGACACAAUUUCAAGUAUAAAAUAUUGCCACAUACUUAAUUUACAAUAAUUAAAUAAAUAAAAUAAAUAAAUUAAUUAAUAUUAAAAGCAUACGAACAAAACAAUCCACCACUAAUGGUGAAACGAAAUUGCUUCGUGUGUAUUUUAAAUUGUAUUUGUAAUAUGCUAUAAGAGUAAAUAAUUUAUUACAACAAACAACAAAAAUUAAAAAAAUAAUGUAUUCAUAAUAUUUACCGUAAACUUCUCUAAACACUGCAACAACAACUUUUUAUAAUUGAAAUUAAGGCGUGUACUCUGCGCUGCAAAUAUUUCAGCUGUUUCUACCCUCCAUUGGCAAAUUGGUACGCGCCACUUGUAAUAAUGUAAUUUUUAAUUAGUUUUAGUAAAAAUAAAGCCAACAACAAAAACAACUCAAAUGAUAAAGCAAAAAGAGCAAAGAAAUUUAUUUG
Molecule: messenger RNA, 9569 nt
Organism: Zeugodacus cucurbitae (melon fly)
Lineage: Eukaryota; Metazoa; Arthropoda; Insecta; Diptera; Tephritidae
Gene: grh
Product: protein grainyhead
Exons: 17
Coding region: 2345-6022 (1225 amino acids)
Biological process (GO): regulation of transcription by RNA polymerase II
Cellular component (GO): nucleus
Molecular function (GO): RNA polymerase II cis-regulatory region sequence-specific DNA binding; DNA-binding transcription activator activity, RNA polymerase II-specific
Source: RefSeq, a predicted model, not a curated record